AGGACCUCUGCCAUCCAGCGCCACAAAGAGACAUUCUGCGCGCACACACACACACACACACACGCACACACACGCGCACGCACACACACACACACACACACUUGCCCAGAGACAAACUUAAGGUGAGGAGAAAGAGCCCUAGCUUCACUUGAUCUCCAGGCUCCAACCUCAGCAGGACUUGAGAGCAUCUGAACUUCUGGAUUUCAGGACAAGUGAAGAAGACUCCCUGGGUUAUAAAGAUGAAGAGUCUACUUCUUCUGGUGCUGAUUUCAAUCUGCUGGGCUGAUGAUCAUUCAGACAACUAUACUCUAGAUCAUGACAGAGUUAUUCACAUCCAAGCAGAAAAUGGCCCCCGUCUACUCGUGGAAGCAGAACAAGCCAGGGUGUUCUCAUACAGAGGUGGCAAUGUUACACUGCCAUGUAAAUUUUACCGAGACCCUACAGCAUUUGGCUCAGGAACCCACAAGAUCCGAAUUAAGUGGACCAAGCUAACUUCAGAUUACCUCAAGGAAGUGGACGUUUUUGUUUCCAUGGGAUAUCACAAGAAAGCCUAUGGAGGCUACCAGGGUAGAGCGUUUCUGAAGGGAGGCAGUGAUAACGAUGCUUCUCUGGUGAUCGCAGACCUCACCCUGGAGGACUAUGGGAAAUAUAAGUGUGAGGUGAUUGAAGGAUUGGAAGAUGACACUGCUGUGGUAGCAUUAGAUUUACAAGGUGUGGUAUUCCCUUACUUUCCACGACUGGGGCGCUACAAUCUCAACUUCCACGAGGCACAGCAGGCUUGUCUGGACCAGGAUGCUGUGAUUGCCUCCUUCGACCAGCUCUACAAUGCCUGGCGGGGCGGGCUGGACUGGUGCAAUGCCGGCUGGCUCAGUGACGGGUCUGUGCAGUAUCCCAUCACAAAGCCCAGAGAGCCUUGCGGAGGCCAGAACACGGUGCCCGGUGUCAGGAACUACGGGUUUUGGGAUAAAGACAAAAGCAGAUACGAUGUUUUCUGUUUUACAUCUAACUUCAAUGGCCGGUUUUACUACCUGAUCCAUCCCACCAAGCUGACCUACGACGAAGCGGUGCAGGCUUGUCUCAACGAUGGUGCUCAGAUCGCAAAAGUGGGCCAGAUCUUCGCCGCCUGGAAACUUCUAGGAUACGACCGCUGCGAUGCGGGCUGGCUGGCGGAUGGCAGUGUCCGCUACCCCAUCUCGAGGCCGAGGAGACGCUGCAGUCCCACCGAGGCUGCCGUGCGCUUCGUGGGGUUCCCAGAUAAAAAGCAUAAGCUGUACGGUGUCUACUGCUUCAGAGCAUACAACUGAGCGUGCCCCUAGAGCACAUCAGUUUUAAAGUCAUUAAGAACAUGUGAAAGGGGUUUUUUGUGUUUUUUGUUUGUUUUUCGUUUUUUUUCAACACGAACUCAUGCAAGUUACCAAAACUGUGAUAACCCUUUUUUACUUACUGGAAAGAGUCAUUUUCAUAAAGACCAAUUCAUGAAUUUGUUUUUGUAAAGCUAUCAUUCAAUAUAUAUUAUAAAUUAAUAUAAUUUUAAGGGAAGCGCUAGAUAAGGAGGUUUUAGAGCCCAAUUGUUUAGGCUACAUUGUUCCCAGUGAAGUAUCCUUUCAUGAACGGGGCAUGCAAUAGCUUGAGGAUUGCGAGGAUUAAAUUAAGGAAAGUACAGCUACUCAGAGCAGCAGUUUCCACAAGCACAAAUUUUACACAUUUGUACAAUUUUGAAAUGCACUACAAUCUACAAAUUAGAGCAACGGAUUUGAAAUACAGGCUUCUUUACAUAAACUGAGAUUCUGAGAGGUUGCACGAAACUCAGUUUCACAAGGGAACAAUCUACACUUUUCUAAAAGGUAUUAUUUCAAGACUCCAAUAAACAGAACGUUUUAGUCUUUAAAAUCCUGCCUUUUUGACCAAAAAUAAAUAAAUAAAUUCAUAUGGACUCCAAUGCAUAGUAACAAGCACAGUUAAAACUCCUUAAUAACCCCAUUUAUAUGAAGUAUGAAACGUGAAUACGCAGAUAAUAUUUAACCAAUGAGAGACUCCAAUCUUCUUUUAAUUGAAAUGACACAUACCUGAGAAGAAUCGUUAAAUCUUUUGAGUAGCUUUACUGAGUUAUAUUUAAAUUCUAAGGGCCGUCUGCUAAGCAGCAUUAGCAUCUACUCAGGGCAGUUAUAUAGAUAAACUGCUGGACAGAAAAAUUGUAAAAUUUAGCAGCUUGAUUUUAUGUUAGCCUAUGAAAUAUAUUGUCCUAUAAAAAUAACUUUAAACUAUUUAAUAUUUCCUUCUUAUUUACCUUCCAUGAAAAAAAUUUAAAUCACAAAAGGAAUGGAUAACUAUACACUUGCCUAACCAAGAAAUACAGACCCAACUUUCAAAAUUCCCAUUACUCUUCUUUGUAUAUCUACUAGAAAGCCCAACUGGUGCCUGUGUGAGGGCAAAUGAGUGAACAAAGUCGUUCUAAACCUCCCUCCAUAUAGAAAAUGCGGUCAAUGAUGUCACUUUCCUUGCCGGUCAUCAUUAGGCUUAAAUGAAAUGCAGAAGCUCCCAUCAAAGAGUUUACACUAAAAUCUUCAGGGCUUUAAAUGAAAGGGUAAAGCCAGCUUCAGAAAAACAACUUUAGACAUUAGCAGCUCCAAUAUUAAAUAAAGUUCUGUUUUCCUAUAUUUUUAUGACUGUUGAGACCCUGCAGGGACCAAUAUUUGUAUUCAAAUUACAUUUCAUGGUUUCCCAUUGUUUUACAAUGAAUUCUAAUAAAUGGGCUUUAAUAUAAGAAUCCAAGUAUGACAUAGCUGGUAUGCUUUCAUCAAUGUUUUUAUGUAGAUUUUCCUCCCAUGAACAUGAGUAAAUAAAUCU
Messenger RNA from Mirounga angustirostris (Northern elephant seal), 2847 nucleotides. It is a transcript of the gene HAPLN1, whose product is annotated as hyaluronan and proteoglycan link protein 1. NCBI's taxonomy places the organism in Eukaryota, Metazoa, Chordata, Mammalia, Carnivora, Phocidae. Gene Ontology annotation, molecular function: hyaluronic acid binding. Gene Ontology annotation, cellular component: synapse; perineuronal net. The transcript has 5 exons. Bases 240 to 1304 code for a protein of 354 amino acids. Gene Ontology annotation, biological process: skeletal system development; glial cell differentiation; positive regulation of neuroblast proliferation. The record is from RefSeq and is a predicted model, not a curated record.